AUGCAUCCCAAAUCCUUCAAGGCCUCUGUGGUACAUGGAAAUCAAAGCCCUGCAUCCUUGCUGAGACCUGAAAAGCCCAGCUCCUGUCUGUGCAAAGGCUGGCAUCGGGUCACUGCUGGAGCAGCACCCAUCCAGUGCACCAGCCACGUGAGGCAGUGUGCAAACAAGGUCAUUCCCAGCCAGCCCAACCCCGGGACAGCAGCGAUUUCCUUUCCAGUACCAGGUAACACUGCUCCCCCCUGUUCCAACACAGGUGAUGUGAAGGGUGACAUCCUGAUAGAUAUUGGCAGCGGCCCCACCAUUUACCAGCUCCUUUCUGCCUGCGAGAAGUUUAAUGAGAUCAUCGUUUCGGACUAUGCGGACCGGAACUGCCAGGAGCUGGAGAAGUGGCUGAAGAAGGGGCCGGGAGCGUUUGAUUGGACCCCGGUGGUGAAAUACGUGUGCGAGCUGGAGGGACAGAGGGAAAAGUGGGCUGAGAAGGAAGAGAAACUGAGGAAGAAAGUGAAGCAGGUUCUGAAGUGCGAUGUGAGGAAGCCCAACCCUCUGGCCCCCGGGACGCUGCCCGCGGCCGACUGCCUGCUCUCCACGCUGUGCUUGGAAGCUGCCUGCAAAGACCUGGGCACCUUUCGUGCUGCCCUGAAGAACAUCAGCUCCCUGCUAAAGCCAGGGGGACACCUGGUAAUGGUGACGGUGCUGAAAGAAACCUAUUACGUGGUUGACCAGCACAGCUUCUCCUGCCUGUACCUGGACCAGGAGUCAGUGGAAGAAGCCAUUAAAGACGCUGGGUUUGACAUCAAGUUCAUCAAGGAGAUUCAGGAACAUUCCGCAAACACCUUUGCAGACUUUGGAGCCUUGCUCCAUGUGGUUGCACGCAAGCGGGGCCCUAAACCAGCACAAUGAGGAGCAUUGCUCAGCACUGACACCAGCUCGAAUCCUUGUCUGCUCUGCAUCACACCUGGAAAAUGCUGAUGCGCAGCAGAGCGGGCAAGCCACUUUGUUCAAAAAAUACCUUUUGCUUUUCAAUAAAGUGGAGGGAAGCCUC
Molecule: messenger RNA, 1042 nt
Organism: Alligator sinensis (Chinese alligator)
Lineage: Eukaryota; Metazoa; Chordata; Crocodylia; Alligatoridae
Product: nicotinamide N-methyltransferase-like
Exons: 2
Coding region: 1-900 (299 amino acids)
Cellular component (GO): cytosol
Molecular function (GO): N-methyltransferase activity
Source: RefSeq, a predicted model, not a curated record